This is a messenger RNA of Scophthalmus maximus (turbot), 2146 nucleotides long. RefSeq names its product Ras association domain family member 7a (gene rassf7a). NCBI's taxonomy places the organism in Eukaryota, Metazoa, Chordata, Actinopteri, Pleuronectiformes, Scophthalmidae. The transcript has 6 exons. Gene Ontology annotation, biological process: signal transduction. The record is from RefSeq and is a predicted model, not a curated record. Bases 526 to 1872 code for a protein of 448 amino acids.
UGAGAGAGACCGAGAGAGACCGAGAGAGAAGGAGGAGGGGUGUAGACAGAGACAGGGAGACGGAGAGAGAAACUCUAGCAGUCUCAGAUCUUGGCUGUGGUGAGGACACCCAGGAGAGGUGGAUUCACAAGGCAGCCAGACGAGGAGAAGGCAGCGGGAAGGAGCAGAGAAGACGUCACGACACUCUUUAAAUCUCCUCCCGCGACCACAUCUGACUGCCCGUGACCUCCGCUGGACUCGCACACUCCUCACACACAUAAUUCCCUCGCUGCCUCUCACCAGCCGCACAACCUGCUCCGCUGCUCCGUCGGAAGGAAAGGAUUUCACCGAGUGAGGACAAGAGAAGGGAGAGAAUAAAAACAACAAAAAAAAAACAGACAGAGGAAAUUAAAGUCUCUAAAGAGAAGGAUACGAUCCUCUCACCCCGAGCUAGUGCCAUGCAGUGUUGACCUGAAUCAAGCCGAGCUGAAGUGAUCUGUUUUUUGAGGACCGUCUCACCAUCUCACCUGCCCCGCCUGGUCCCAGAUGGAGCUAAAAGUGUGGGUGGACGGAGUGGUGCGGGUGGUAUGCGGUCUGUCUGAGGAGACGUCCUGCCAGGAUGUGGUCAUUGCUCUGGCACAGGCCAUUGGUCAGACAGGCCGGUACGUUCUGAUCCAGCGUCUCAGGGAUACAGAGAGGCAGCUGCUGGCCACAGAGAAGCCUCUGGAGUCUCUGGCCAAGUUAGGCCAGCAUGGCAGCGAAGUCCAGUUCUUUCUCCGGCGCACUGGCCCGAGCAGCACUGACGGACCUGGCUCGAAACAAGACAGACCGAGUCCGCUUCCGUUGACCAAGCACCCUGAGCCAGAGCCUUCGAAACGUAGCCAGCCUAAGAAAGCACUCACCUUUAACCUGGGGCCAUCCACGUCUCCUAGAACCAAAGCCAAACAGUUUAAGAGGUCUCCACGGGACUCUCCGGAACAGAGAGCCUCUCCAUCCCCUUCUCCCAGCCCCGUGUCCCCUCAUGUGCCAUCUCCCUCCCCGUCACCACCCAUAGGUCCAUCCAAAGAGGAAGUCUUUAGGAAAGUUCUCCAGCAACAGGAGAGACUUAGGGCCAUGGAAACCCAACUAGAAGCACUAGAGAAGGACUCGCAUACCUGGGAUCGUCCCUACCCAUCCCCUUGUCCCUCUCCAGUCUCUGACACUCGUCUACAAGAGGAGGUGGACACUCUUGAGCAAGUGAUGCGGAGGAACCAGGCCGAGCUCGCUCACGAGCAGUACUGGGAGGAGGAGCUUCAGGCAGAGGGGGAAAAAGAGCGAGGGAUGAGGAGGAAGCUGGGGGAGCUCCAUGCCAAGUUGGACGACUGCGGACGACGGCUCCACGAAUUCUCGGUCCGCUCCGCUCAGCUCGAGCAAGAGAUCCAGCGGGAAAGCCAGGCAGAGGGGGCAGCCAACGUGCCCGAGGAGUCCCUCGACGCCGUGGCGACAGAGCUCCAGAGCCGGGAGAGGCAAGGCUCGGAGCUGGAGCAGAAGCUUUCUGAGACUGACAAGGCUAUGGGGAAGGCAGAGUCUCUGCUGCAGGCCAAACAGGAGGAGCUGGAGGAGCUGAACAAGGAGCUGCGGCAGUGUAACCUGCAGCAGUUCAUUCAGCAGACAGGUGUCCUGCCCGGGCACACGCACUCACGCACAGAGCUCCAGGAGCAACUAGAGCAGCUAGAACUAGCACAUCUGCUGCAAGAUGGAUACAGGAACGGAAGCCGCAGUGCAACUCCAGUGGAGUCGCCACCUCGCCCCACUGCCAAGCAGUUCCUGGGACAUCCACGCAACCUGCAAAACCCUCUAGUGUCCAGUCUCAACCCUGAGGUCCUGACAUCCCGAGAGUCGUCAUGGAGAUAAAUCCUUGGACCCCAGGGCCAGGGGGAAAACUUGUUCACUGUUCUGUCACCGUCACCUCGUAUCUGACCAUUUCUUUGUAACUCUUUCUUCGAUCUACCAUGGUAUACAUACUGUUUAUACAUAAGACAAAUAUAUUUACAGAGUUUUUUUUUCUACUCUAAACACUGCAAUGUAUCUGUAUGAAAUGUAAAAUAAUUUAGAAAACCUUUUAUCUAGAGAAAUUAUUACCAUUACUAUGUAUUUAAAUAUAAUAAAAAAUGUGUAUUGUGUUUUA